AUGCAAAUUAUCAAAAUAGUCGACGACGAGAGUCGAAGAGAAGUUAAAAAACUUCGUCGAUCUCAAUCGGCGCGACGCGCUCAAAUUGCACAAUCGCAACGAAGACUUUCUUUCUACAAAUCCUUUAGCAGCAAAUUAAUACUUGUACUGAUGUUGAAACGUUUUAUGAUUCAAAGUUUACUUACUAAUGGAUUAAUCCGAUGUCGUUUUCUUUUACUGGAUAAACAAAUUCCAUUAAUCAUUAAAACGCAACUUCAACCUCAACAACAGGUUUAA
Molecule: messenger RNA, 276 nt
Organism: Clunio marinus
Lineage: Eukaryota; Metazoa; Arthropoda; Insecta; Diptera; Chironomidae
Source: the annotation of a GenBank genome assembly